AUUUAGUGACUGACGGCGCUCGCAAUAUGGUAUCUGCAUAUCGGGACUGGUUUGAUGACGAUCCACGUGAAAUUGGCGACGAUGGCGACGAAAAUUUAGAAAUCCUGGAUACACUUGUAUCAGAACAGGAUGACGACGACAUUUUGGAGGCUGAGGAGAGGACAGCUCAGACUUCGACGAUAGCGGCAGCGACGAGGGACAACUUCUGGAGAUUCCAUUAGGGCUCGUAUUUCGAAUUUCUUGCUACGCACACACGCUACAACUGGUUGCUAAAGAUGCGAUCAAUAAGAAUCCAAAAAGUCAAAAAGUGCUCAAAAACAUUCAUGGAAUUGUAAAUUUUUUUAAUAAAUCAAAUUACUGGAAGGCUCGAUUACGAAGUGUGAUGGGAAAGGAAUUGAUCAAGCCUUCACUAACCCGAUGGAAUUCAAAUUAUUACGUACUUAAUCGAUUGACUGAGGAGACUAUCUACGAAACUGUGUCAAAUCUGAUUUUGGAAGCAUGGAUAUCUCCGAGGAGACCAAAGAAUGUUCCGGAUAUCCCCUUGAUGCAGGAUAAGGCAAUGUUGGUGGAACUGCGGAACCUCUUGUCUCCAGUGGCGGAAGCCACCAAUGCUCUUGAAGCAGACGGGAUAACGUCGAGUCUAAUUUACGACCAGAUAGUAUCCACUUUUGAUGAAAUUGCGAGAACUGAGACCACAUAUUUUACACCACUUAAAUCUCAACUCCUUCAACAAAUCAUUCGUCGCUUUGGAGAAAACAUAAAACUUGAUAACCACUUAUUUAUCAGUGCUGUUCUUGACCCUAGGCAAAAACUCGACGUUUUUCGAAUGAAUAUUUGUUCCAAUGGUGUCACAAAACUGGAUACGCCAACAGUUGGGACAGUGACAAGUUUCUUGAGGGCACUGGCUUAUCCCAAUGGGCCGCCGAAGACCACUCACAUAAUUCCAACUCAGACUUUGAAUAAUCCAUGUUCAAAAUUAUCAGCGAUUCCGACACAAACAAGCUCUCAAAAUGAUGAGGUUGACCGUUAUUUAUCACUUCCUCGAAUUCUCCCAACUUCGGACCCCCUGGAGUUUUGGGCUCAAAACAAGUCAAUUUUUCCCAAUUUAAGCAACUUGGCAAAACAAUUCCUGGCAAUACCUGCCACGACGGCUGGACCCGAACGAUUGUUCUCUUCAACUGGGUCUCUGGCGAGGGCUCGACGAUCGAGUCUGAUGCCUGUGACUUUAGAAAAUAUGGUCCUCCACAAGCAACACCGUCUUCCCACCUUAAUCAAGAAGAACGGAAAUCGCCUAAAGUCGAGGAAGAGAACAAUUGCUACAGAUAAGAUAGCAAGUAAAAUUAUGCACGAUAAGAACGAUAAGACUGAAGAGAUUGUUGACUGAUAAUUUUCAUUUAACAUACAGCUGAUAUUGCUCAUGAAAAGUUUUUUGUCAAAACCGUAUAAGAUAUUUAUAAAAUUUAUUAAUUAUGUAUUGUUUUUACU
Folsomia candida is the source of this 1485-nucleotide messenger RNA. Its product is annotated as zinc finger BED domain-containing protein 1. Bases 383 to 1384 code for a protein of 333 amino acids. The transcript is spliced from 4 exons. NCBI's taxonomy places the organism in Eukaryota, Metazoa, Arthropoda, Collembola, Entomobryomorpha, Isotomidae. The record is from RefSeq and is a predicted model, not a curated record. Gene Ontology annotation, molecular function: protein dimerization activity.